This is a messenger RNA of Aureobasidium melanogenum CBS 110374, 1431 nucleotides long. Its product is annotated as MFS general substrate transporter. Gene Ontology annotation, cellular component: membrane. Gene Ontology annotation, molecular function: transmembrane transporter activity. The record is from RefSeq and is a predicted model, not a curated record. Lineage: Eukaryota; Fungi; Ascomycota; Dothideomycetes; Dothideales; Saccotheciaceae. The coding region runs from base 1 to 1431 and encodes 476 amino acids. Gene Ontology annotation, biological process: transmembrane transport. The transcript is spliced from 4 exons.
AUGUCUGAGAAAUACGAUCACACGUUAGACGGCGAGAAGAAUGCUGUCGACGUACAGGCUGGAGAGUUCAUUGACCCUGCUAGGGAGAAGAAGCUCCUAGCCAAGUUGGAUCUGGCAUUGGUACCCAUCAUCAUGCUGACUUACUUGGCCUGCUUCUUGGAUCGCAGCAAUAUCGGAAACGUGAAAGUUGCUGGCAUGCCCGAAGAUAUUGGUGCAAGCGCAGAGCAAUUCUCGACGGCAGUAUCGAUCUUCUAUGCCACAUAUGUUCUGUCAGAGACGCCAUGGGCUGUUCUGUUGAAGAAGUUCACGCCAAAGUACACGAUUGGUGGGCUUUGCGUCGUCUGGAGUUUGACGACAAUCUUCAGUGGAUUUAUCACCAGCGUUGGUGGUCUGUAUGCAGCUCGCCUUGUUCUUGGAGCCUGCGAGGGAGGUCUGUUCCCAGGCUUGAACUUGUAUCUGACCAUGGUCUACAAGAGAGAGGAGAUGGCUAAGAGAGUGGCCUACCUAUUCGUUUGCACUGCCCUCGCGGGUGCUUUUGGUGGUCUUCUGGCAUACGGAAUCCUCCAAAUGGAUGGAGUGUCCGGUCUUGCUGGCUGGAAAUGGGUCUACAUCAUCGAGGGUAUCUUCUCAGUUGGUGUAGCAAUUGUUGUGUUUGCCUUCUUGCCCAACGACCCCAACACUGCUUACUUCCUCAACGAUGACGACAAGCAGCUGAUGCAGAUCAGAGCAAGGCAGCGUGCAGCCUACAUGGGAUCUGAGCAUUUCAGCUGGGCAGAAGUGAAGGUCGCCUUGACCGAUCCUAAAGUCAUUCUCAGUGGCAUGAUCCAAUUCUGUCAAGACAUUCUUCUGUACGGAUUCUCGACCUUCCUACCAAGUAUCAUCAAGUCGCUGGGUUACAACUCCCUUCAAGCACAGUACCUCACCAUUCCGGUGUACAUCUUCGGUGGUCUCGCAUUCAUGCUCGUCGCUUGGUUCUCCGACCGUACAAGUAUUCGUGGACCACUAGUAGCAUUCGCGAACAUCUUCGGAAUAAUCGGCUACAUCUUGAUUAUUUGCCCAACACCACACGGCGUCAAAUUCCUCGGCACUUUCUUCUGUGCUGUUGCUGUCUACAACGGACCUGGAUUGAACAUGAGUUGGCUCAAUGUCAACGUGGCACCACAAUAUCGCCGAGCUACCGCAAUUGGCUUCCAACAAACCAUUGGAAACACUGCAGGUAUCGUUGCAGGACAGAUCUACAGAAAGAGCCCUUAUGUCCUUGGCAACUCUUUCUCGCUCGGUGCGCUCGGUGUUGCACAAAUCUUGAUCGCUUGCAAGUGGCUUUACCUCAGACACUGCAACAAUGUUAAGGAAAGAAUCGCGAAUGGCGAGGCGGACACCAGAAAGGUGCAGACUGGAGAUGCUGCUACAGACUUCAAGUACCAUCUGUAG